Messenger RNA from Cylicostephanus goldi, 375 nucleotides. NCBI's taxonomy places the organism in Eukaryota, Metazoa, Nematoda, Chromadorea, Rhabditida, Strongylidae. The record is from the annotation of a GenBank genome assembly.
UUGCAGGUAGUUGGAAUCGAUGCUGAAGCAAAACGUGUACGAUAUGUCAACAAAACCUCGAAUGAAGUAAAAGAUCUAGACUAUGAUAUUCUGCUAAAUGCUGCGCCAAUUGAUUUGCUCGUCAAGGAGACCAAAAUCUGCCCAGAAAUUAAUGUGGACCACAAUAAGGUUUUCAUCGUUGGUGUUGGUCUCGAGAAGCCCAUGACCGAAUUCGUGGAGAAAUUCACAUGGCUCUAUUUCCCCGAUCCUAAUGUGCCAUUCUUUCGCGUAACAAUUCUCAGUCGAUAUGGAGAGGUGACGCCGGACAGUAACAAGUACUGGUCGGUCAUGUGCGAAUGUGCACGACCAAUUGAUGAUCCAGUGAGUUUAUUAUAG